CAACCCGCACCUCCAUCCCACCCAAACACCCCCACUCAAUUAGUUUCAUGGAGCCCAAGUAAUUAACAAAGAGAAAGUAAAAAGGGAAAUAAAAAUAAAAACAUAUAUGACCCAUUUGGAUCUGCUUCCCAUCGUGCCUACCCCUCAAAAAUACUUUUUUAUUUUUUGUGUGUGUGUUUCUGAGAGUUGUUCUCAACCAUGAGAAUAAGGAAGCAUGCCAAAAUCUCCCCGCCACUCUAUACUUGUGCUGUAUUCCCCGGUGCCCACCUUUGUCAGCUCAAUCAAUCUCCAUGGGAUGUCAUCACAUUCCACGACGAUAACAACCAAGAAGAUAAUAUUAAUCAGCAGACUCCACUUCCUCCUCCGGCACCACCAUCUUCUUAUCAGGUCAGUUUAAUGAAUAAAUCUCCUUUUUCUUCUUACCCUUUUACCAGAUCUAUUCAAUAACUCCCAUUUCAUUUCUUCAAUGUCCCUUCAUUUUUCUGCUUGUCGUUUUAGGGUUUAGUUUUACUUACAGCACCACAUUAGGGUUCCUCAAUGAAUGUCAAUCCAACCAUUUCUCUCGUUUAUUUGGCCUUCUAUCUUCGAUUUGUUUCACUGUUUAUCCCUAUUUUCCACUGCACAGCUUUUAUUCUUUCAAGAAAUGAACUUCUUUUUGUUUCUGAUUUCAUUUGCUGCUGUUGGAUGGAGCUGUUGGAUGGAUAUGAUACCUGUGCUGUAAAUGAGACCUUUUCUGAUUCUAAACAGAGCAUCACGUCAUUGAAACUGGACGAUAAUGGGGAGACGAAAAGGCUGAAUUUCUUAGACAAUAAAGUCGCUGAUGUGCCUGCUGAUUCUAACGAUUUCGAGAAAGACGAGAAGAUGGGAGAUGGAGAUAACAGUGUUACAACAAUGUGCGUCAAGAAUGACGGGAAGGGAUGGCAAUGCAGUAGAGAGGCAAAAAGAGGGCAUAAUUUAUGUGAGCACCAUUUUGCUCAAGGGAAAAAGCAUUGCAGUAGCAACCACUCAGCUCAAUAUUCUACUACUGCUCUUGUUGCUGCUGGUGUUAACUCCAACACCGAAAUUAAGCAAACUGCGGUGGCAGCAGCCGAGAUAACUCCGAGUUCCCGCGACCGCCCUCAUCGUACUAAGAAAUCAUUGUCUUCCGAAUAUUACUAUUAUUCUGGUUUUGGUCCUUUAUGGGGCAAGAAAAGAGGUCCUUCGACUGGGAAGAAGAAUAAUACAGCACCACCCCUAGCAGGAGCAGCUGAAAUCUACUCUAGUCAUGACAGUACUACUCAAGGGGGACAAUCUUCAUCUCCUCAAAUGGAUAAUGAAGGAGCUGAGCACGUUGAAGAUGAGGAUGAUGAUGCUGAAGAAGUUGAAAACUGUAAGCUGAUCAAAAGAGCCCGUAAGCCCAUCAAAGCCAGUUCACUCAAAUCUCUAAUGUGAAAUUCUCAAUGGCAAUUUCUAGCUAGCUAGUGUAUGUAAUGUUUUUUGGUCGACAUGCGUUGUUAUUAUUAUCGUAGAAUGUAGUUAGUUUUGGGCAUGCUAGAUUUUUGUUUACUUAGAAAAAAAAAACCAGAUGAUUUCGGUUUCAUGGUGCUAGUACUGUAGGUGACAUUAAAGCUAAACAGUGUAGCCUUGGCAUGUGCAGAAGAAUAUGUAGACGUUUGUGUUGGAUUGGACAAAUCUAAACAAGGAUAAAACUGUAAUUUACACGGUCA
This is a messenger RNA of Capsicum annuum, 1706 nucleotides long. RefSeq lists its product as uncharacterized. Lineage: Eukaryota; Viridiplantae; Streptophyta; Magnoliopsida; Solanales; Solanaceae. The record is from RefSeq and is a predicted model, not a curated record. The coding region runs from base 538 to 1431 and encodes 297 amino acids. The transcript has 2 exons.